Trametes versicolor FP-101664 SS1 is the source of this 672-nucleotide messenger RNA. RefSeq lists its product as uncharacterized. NCBI's taxonomy places the organism in Eukaryota, Fungi, Basidiomycota, Agaricomycetes, Polyporales, Polyporaceae. The transcript has a single exon. Gene Ontology annotation, cellular component: mitochondrion. Bases 1 to 672 code for a protein of 223 amino acids. The record is from RefSeq and is a predicted model, not a curated record.
AUGGUCCGAAGCUUCAUUUUACGCAUCCCGGUCGUGCGCGCCCUCGCGUCGCGUGUCUCGCAACCACUCCUCCCGCUCACCACUCGCCUCGGCCCCCGCGCAGCGGCCUCCAGUUCACGACCGUUCUCUCAUUUCCCCGCCCGCCUUUCUGCCUCACCACCACCCUCGCCACGAUCUCCAGACGAUCCCGAGUCCUCCAGCCAUUCUCUGCCGCCCGAUGCGUCACUCACGCAGCGCCUCAAACACCUCAUAAAGUCCUACGGGUGGUAUGCACUCGGCGUGUACAUCGUCCUCUCCACGCUCGACUUCACCGUCGCCUUCGCUGCCGUGAAUGUCAUCGGCGCAGAGCACGUGUCCAAAGUCGCCGCGCAGGCCAAGGAGUACUUCGCUGGCCUCAUCCACUCAACACCGCCGGAGCCUGGUCGCGAGGAGAUGGAAACCGCGGCUUCACACGCCGCCUCCGGUGGUCAUGAAGGUCUCAUGGCGAUGAUCGUUCUUGCCUACACCAUCCACAAAACACUCUUCCUGCCUAUCCGCGUCGGCUUGACCGCCGCUGUCACGCCGAGGCUCGUACACUGGCUCCGGGCGCGAGGCUGGGCUGGUAGCGCCGGCACUCGGAGGGCUGCACAGGAGGUCCGGGAGAAGAUCCGGAACAGGCGCGAUAGGGAAUGA